AACACUGCUGACUGUCAUUUCCUCCUCGGAACUGGCUGUUACAGUGUACACAGAGAAAGAGAGAGAGAGGGUGGGGAACAAGAGGGUGCAUGGCCCAGGGACACAGAGUGGCCUGACGGUGGGGAAGUGAGCACCGGUCUGGCUUUGGGGCUGGGGGCCAGUCUACAGAUCCUGUACAAUCCCCCACCCACCCCACCCCCGGGUCUCCCCGUUUACUGUGUGUCUGAGUCACUUUGAGCUGGGGAUUGCGGAGUGAGGAAAAUGGUUCGCAUUCUCGCCAACGGAGAGAUCGUGCAGAAUGAUGACCCCAGAGUUCGCAAAGCACCGCAGAGACGGGAGGAUCUGAACAGACCCCGGCAGGGUUUUAUCCAUAACUCUGAGAAUGCAAACCACUUUUAUCAGGGACAAGCCAAUCAAGGUCACUCGCUGUUUGCCAAUCUGAACCAACGAUUGAUUAACAUGGGAUUUCCACGUUGGAAUCUGGGGAAUCAAGUCAUUGAGCCACUCAUCUCUGUCCUCUUGAUCCUGUUGCUAAUGAUGUUCGGAAUGCGUGGUCUUCUCCUGAUUGGUGGGCUUUACCUCUUUUCUCGAUUUACUCAACGGUAACUCAGUUAGUUGCGGAGAGUGGUUUUAUCUGACUCUGUACAAGUCUACGUGAAUUUUUUUUCUUUUCCUCCUACUUAUAAAACUGGUGAUCUGAGAAUAUUUACCAUUGACUAUAUAUAAAAAAAGAAGAGGAUUGUUUAAACGUCACUUUCUGCCAAUUUUUCAUAAAACAACUCUUUCAUAAAUGUGAACUUUAGGAAAAACAUUAUUCCUUGUUACUAUUGCUUUAAUUGCAAUAUUAUCGUUGAAUCUGUCAUUUGCUGAGUUCACCAGUCAGAAAAAUAGAAGCUGGUGUAGUGGUGGUUGUGGUGUUAUUAAGUUCAUUCAUGUCCUGCAGGGAAGUAAAUCUGACAUCUUUACCAUCAACUGCAAAUUCCCCUCUCCAAGCCCCACACCACCUCGAUGUGAAACUAUAUCACCAGUCCAUGAAGCUGAAUUAAAUUCCUCCCUAACAUCAGUGUGGCUGCAAUGGUUCAAGAAGGUACUUCACCACCACCUUCUCAAGGGGCAAUUAGGGAUGGGUAAAAUGUCCAGGCGAGCCAGCAACAUUCCUGAAAAAAUAAGUUUUUUAAAAAAAAAUUCCAGUCUGACCUACAAAUUACUCCAGUCCCAUACCAACAUGUUGAAUUCUGACUAAUUUAUUGGAAAGAUUCUCACACAUUGUUUCCCACCCAGCGCAUCACCGCAUCAUUUCAUUGUUCCGAAGCUUAGAAUUCCCAACAGGUGUCACAGCUGGAUGUUCAAAAUCCGACUGAGGGAAACCCUGGAUAAAAUCCAUUGAAAUGCGGCAGGGUGAUUGGUGGUAACAAAGUUAGUGUAUCAAAAGUGAAUCUUUGGACUUGCAUCAAACGUCCUCAUGGAACAAGAGUCACUUUUCUGGCAAUGAAAAGUUGAUGAAUUUCCCAAGAAUUAACUAGAUAAAAAUUCACCCAUUUUCACCUGUGGUCAGUUUUAAUUGAAACUCCCUCUAUUCUCUCAUCCCCUAACUCUUGCCCCGUUUUCUUUCAUUUCAGAUAUGUCACCCCAGUCUCCCUCAACAAUAAUCUAAUUUUCUUACAAUGUUUCUAGGUACAAUUUCCAAAGCCCCUCCCUCACCUAUGCUGUUGCUGAUCACCCAGUCACAUUCUGAACCUGGAGUCUGAUGGCUGACCCCAGGAAAUCCUCUAACCCCUGCUUAUGCCCUCACUACGAUCUCAUCCUACCCUGUUCCUGCAGUGCAGAGGAGAAUUACCCACAUUACUUCCAGCUCUGAUAUAUUGCAAGGAAGUCCCAACUACAUCUGACACUUUGUUCGCAAUGUGAGGUGGAGUGACAGCCCCAGCUGCAAAACCCAAGUGCAAGCUCUCUGAAUGAUGCCCUGAUGGAGUAGCCAGGGUUGGAGAGUGACUGUACCUCUCCCAAUCACUGUGAUUGGGCAAGUUUGCAACUGGACCACCCAACCUCAUCAUCCAAGGUGCAAACUCUGGCACAGCAUCUUCACAGUACUAUGCAUUUGGACAUCAUUGAGCUGCACAGUUUCCCUCUGGAGGUAAGGAUCUGUCUGGCUUUCUGCUGGGCUGCAACGGUCCAGAGGUUUCCUUCACAUUCCCAAUGUGUCCCCUGUGCUUUUGGCUGCAUGGUACCAGUUUCAGUCAAGCCAGUGAAGAAACCAAAUGAAGGUUGACUAAUCCUCGCUUAGUUCAAUUGUAUGUUCACUAAUUUGGACCUUGCCUCAAGGUGCCUCUGCUUCACCAAGCAACUCCCCCUUUCACUCACCUUUGAUCAAACGUCACACGACACGAGGUUAUAGUCCAACAGGUUCAUUUAACAUCACAAGCUUUCAAAGCGCCGCUCCUUCAUCACCUGACAAAGGAGCAGCGCUCUGAAAGCUUGUGACUUUAAAUAAAUCUUUUUGACUACAACCUGGUAUCAUGAUGUUUGACCUUGUCCAUGAACUCCCACAUCAAGCCAACACUGAAGAACUAGAAUGGUACAAAGAUGACAUGAUUCUUCGACCAAAUAUGAAUGGGAAAUCUUUAUGUACAACAGUUUAUAUUAAAAAAGACAAACAGCUUCAGUAUUGCUAAAAUAAGAUGUAAUUUUUUGAAAAUUUUCAUCUGGCCCACAUCAGAACAUUUUGCAAGAAUAAACAUUCAAGGGAAAAAUCAACAUUUUAUAAUGAGUAAGAGGAAAGGGCUCAUUUGUUGGUACAUGAUAGAUGCAUUGCCAUGAAAAACACACCCAUCAAUAUUGACCGGCAGAUAGUAGUCAGGCUUUAUUAAAUUUGAGUUUGAAUUUUUAUUAUUGUGAAAUGCCCUGAUUGCAAGAGGAAAAGUUUUGACAAAAUGUGUCUUUUUUUCAGUAGUAGCAAGUUUCUGUCUGACCAUGUGACUCAGAAGACAAAUAAAAAAAUCCUAUUAUAUCUUAAAAA
Messenger RNA from Chiloscyllium plagiosum (whitespotted bambooshark), 3016 nucleotides. RefSeq names its product protein FAM241B-like. Gene Ontology annotation, cellular component: intracellular membrane-bounded organelle. Lineage: Eukaryota; Metazoa; Chordata; Chondrichthyes; Orectolobiformes; Hemiscylliidae. The record is from RefSeq and is a predicted model, not a curated record.